AUGAAGAAGAAGAAAACUAUUGACUUUUUCUUUAAGAGAAAAGAGAGAGAUGAUGAACAAGCACAACCUUCACUUGUUUCACCAACUUCAAUAGAUAUUAAUGUUUCAAAUAUCGUUGAAGUUGGACAACCAACACAAUCAACCGUAGAGCAACUUGUCCAACCACCUCCUUCAAAAGCUUUGAGGAUUGAACAAGAAAGAAUCAAUAUUGAUGCUUUGAUUCGUGAUCCUGGAAAGCGUCCAAGAAUUUUGGAUUAUCUUGUUAAUCAACAAGAUGAAAUUAGAAGAGCAUACAUAAAGUUUGGACCGUAUCAAUUUUUGAUGGAUGAAUAUCCGUUUUCUGCUUCUGUGGAUGCCGUUAAAUGGAUGACAUUUCAAGCUUGUGCUUUUAGAGGGCAUGAUGAAAGUGUGAGAUCUAAAAAUCGGGGAAAUUUUAUAGAGAUGAUAAAACUUUUGGCUUCUUAUAAUAGAGAAGUAGAUGAAGUGCAAAGUGAUAUUCGUAAAGAGAUUGGUGAUGCAAAAUUUUGUUUACUUGUUGAUGAAGCUCGUGAUGAAUCUAAGAGGGAGCAAAUGGCUCUUGUCAUUAGAUUUGUUGACAAGAAUGGAUAUGUUAAGGAGCGUUUCUUGGAUAUGAUACAUGUGAGAGAUACUACUUCACAUACUCUUAAGGAAGGAAUUUGUUCUAUAUUAUCUCACCAUAAUCUCAACAUUAAAAGUGUUCGGGGCCAAGGAUAUGAUGGGGCUAUAGGUUCUUCUUGUAAACGCAAUGAUGAGUUGCAAGCUGCUUAUGCAAAUGAAAUUUCACAUUUAGUUGCAAAUGAUGAGAUUGAAACAGGAAGGGGGGCAAAUCAAAUUAGCACACUACAAAGACCCGGUGACACUAGAUGGAGUUCCCACUUAAAUUCAAUAACCCAUCUUUUACGAUUGUAUAAUGCAACAACUACGGUUCUUGAAGACUUGGCCAUUGAAGGAUCUACUUAUUCUCAACGAGGUGAUGCCACUUAUGCUUUCAAAUCAUUAAUGUCAUUUGAAUUUGUUUUCAUUUUACACUUGAUGAAAGAACUUACGGGAAUCUGUGACAAACUUUGUCAAGCUUUACAAAAAAAAACUCAAGACAUCUUGAAUGCUAUUUGUUUGGUGUUUACCACAAAAUCAUUAAUUCGAGAGUUAAGGGAUUUUGGUUGGGAUUCUCUUCUACAAAAUGUUAGAUCUUUUUGUGAUAGUCGAUCUAUUGAAGUUCCAGACAUGAGCUCUUCUUUCUCUGACAUAAUUCGAUCUCGUCGUCAAAAGGAUAAAGUGACAAUAGAGCACCAUUACCGUAUUGAUGUAUUUAAUGUUGUCAUCGAUUAUCAGUUGAAAAAAUUGAAUAGCAGGUUCAGUGAGCAAGCAACUGAACUUCUUAAAUUGAGCACAGCUUUAGAUCCUAAGGAUUCAUUCAAGUCAUUUAAUGUUGAGCAUAUUUGCAGUCUUGUUGAGAAAUUCUAUCCUUCGGAUUUUUCUGGCCAAGAAAAGAUUCAGUUACCAUAUGAAUUGCAACAUUAUGAAUUUGAUGUGAUCAAAGAUGUCAACUUUCAGAAUUUGUCCACUAUUGGUGAAUUGUGUCAAAAGUUAGUUGAGAGUGAAAAAUCAAUUGUCUAUCCUUUACUUGAUAGAUUGUUGCGACUUGUUUUGACUCUUCCUGUAUCAACAGCAACCACUGAACGUGCUUUUUCAGCUAUGAAAGUUAUAAAAACAAGGUUGCGCAACAAGAUGGAAGAUGAUUUUCUCACUGAUUACAUGGUUGUUUAUAUUGAAAAGGAAAUUGCUGAAAAAUAUACCAGCGAUAUGAUAAUUGAUGAUUUUUACUCUAUGAAACAACGACGAGCACAACUUUAG
Molecule: messenger RNA, 1875 nt
Organism: Lotus japonicus
Lineage: Eukaryota; Viridiplantae; Streptophyta; Magnoliopsida; Fabales; Fabaceae
Exons: 4
Coding region: 1-1875 (624 amino acids)
Molecular function (GO): protein dimerization activity
Source: RefSeq, a predicted model, not a curated record